Phytophthora infestans T30-4 is the source of this 249-nucleotide messenger RNA. RefSeq lists its product as uncharacterized. Bases 1 to 249 code for a protein of 82 amino acids. The transcript has 3 exons. The record is from RefSeq and is a predicted model, not a curated record. Lineage: Eukaryota; Oomycota; Peronosporomycetes; Peronosporales; Peronosporaceae.
AUGUUCGACACAGGUCGAGUUGGACUGGACGUGUACACCACAACAUUCGUCGACGUUAAAGGCAUGAUUGGAGAGUACACUGGGGAGAUCAAUGUCCCAGAAACAGUCCCCGACACAGCGGCACUUAUGGAAAGAGCCAAGACUUCUCUCAUCCAAGAAAAGCAUGCGCUGGACGGAUUAAAGACACAUGAAGCCAAGAAAGAAGACACUGUAAGGCCGGUUCUAAACGGGAUCAUCAUCGGAUUAUGA